Messenger RNA from Trypanosoma grayi, 729 nucleotides. RefSeq names its product electron transfer protein. The record is from RefSeq and is a predicted model, not a curated record. Bases 1 to 729 code for a protein of 242 amino acids. Gene Ontology annotation, biological process: respiratory electron transport chain; tricarboxylic acid cycle; aerobic respiration. The transcript has a single exon. Gene Ontology annotation, molecular function: iron-sulfur cluster binding; electron transfer activity. Lineage: Eukaryota; Euglenozoa; Kinetoplastea; Trypanosomatida; Trypanosomatidae.
AUGCUGCGCAAGAUCGCCCAGCCGUACAAAGUGGCCAUCCGCCGCUGCACCUCCACUGCGCCGGAGGCCAACUCCAGCAAGGCGAUCCUGCGCCUGAUCCGGUUCGACCCUGCCACGAACAAGCAGCGGGUGGAGAGCUACGAAUACGACAAGCACCACGACUACAUGGUGCUCGACCUCAUCACGGCGGUGAAGGCACACCAGGACCCCACGCUGGCCUUCCGCGCGUCGUGCUGCGAGGGCGUCUGCGGAAGUUGCGCGAUGAAUAUUAAUGGCAUUAACAGCCUCGCCUGCAUCACGUUUUCGCAGCAGGUGACGACGGUCGGACCGCUGCCGAACUUUCCCGUCAUUAAGGACUUCGUCGUUGACCUGCGCCACUUCUUCCGGCAGUACGCGUACAUCCGCCCCUUCGUGCGCAACUCGAACCUCGACCGCAGCCGCGUAGACAAUAUCAUGGAUCGCUACAACACGAUCAGCAAGACGAUUCAUGGCGUUAGCCCGCGUGAGGAGGCGCUGCAGACGGAGCUGCCGUCGCACGGCGGCGUGCAGACGGAGGUAGUAGGGAUGCUGCGCCUCCUCGACGCGCUGUGCGAGGCGGGCGACGUGACGCACAUCGUGUGCACGCUGGGCGAGCUGGAGGCGAGGGGCGUGCAGCUCGACCAGGAGAAGGUGAAGGUGCUCCUCGAGACGGCGCUGCAGAACUACGGCAAGAAGCAAGGCGCCGCGUAG